Empidonax traillii (willow flycatcher) is the source of this 1228-nucleotide messenger RNA. RefSeq names its product coiled-coil domain containing 92B (gene CCDC92B). The transcript has 4 exons. The record is from RefSeq and is a predicted model, not a curated record. The coding region runs from base 1 to 897 and encodes 298 amino acids. NCBI's taxonomy places the organism in Eukaryota, Metazoa, Chordata, Aves, Passeriformes, Tyrannidae.
AUGACGCCCAGCGGGCGCCCCGCGGGGCCCCGCCGCUCCCCCCAGGCCUGGACCGUGAAUUUGGUUACGAUGGAGACGGUGUCCCUGGAGCACCAGAUCCAGAGCGUGCAGCGGCACAUCGCUUUCCUAAAGAAGGAGCAGAUGGAGCUGCUUCAUGACCUGCACCUGGAGAUCCUCCGCUUGCAGAAGCACUGCUCAGAGCUCACCCAUGACCUGGAAAUGAAAGAGCUGGAGGCCCGGCAGCAAGAUGUCCUGGACCGGGAGCUAGAGGAGAAGUGCCGGGCGAUGGAGGCCCAGCUGCAGGAGAAGGAGAAGGACAACCUGGAGCUGCGCAAGGAGCUGCAGCACAAGGAGACGCUGGUGGCUGCGCUGCGCUCCAGCCUCCGCAGCAAGGAGCGCCGGUUCCUGGAGGAGCUGAAGCGUCGGAGCCACCGCGUCACCAUCCUCGACACCGAGCUGCAGAAGCAGACGGAGGCGGCCGCCUACCUCUCCCUGCAGCUGCACGCCACGGCCCAGCGCCUGCCGGGCCCCCGGGCGUGCGGGCGGCCGCCCCUCGAGCAGCCCCCGGCCGAGGGCAGGCCCCGGCGUCGCGGCCACAGGGCCCCUGCCCGGCGCCCGCCCGGGGACGGCGGCCGCCCCAGGGACCUCGUGCAGGAGGAGCACGAGGCCAUGCCCGACCCAGCCCUCUUCCUCUACACGUCGCGGCCACACGCCCCGCAGCGCCCGUCCCCGGAGCCCCCGGCCCAGCCCCGCGGCUCCACCGGCACCGCCGCCCGGGGGCAGAGGCCGCCACGGCAGCCCCCGCAGGACCCGGUGGCCAGGGCCAGAUCGGCCACGGGCGAGCCCGGAAAGAGGCAGGGGGCCAGUGCCCACGGUGCCCACCGGGCCCAGGAAUAGGCAGCGAGGGACAGCGUGGCCCGACCGGCCGGGAAGGCCUGAGCCUGGCAGCACUGGGGCGGGCACCGGCCAAGGUUCUUUUUCCCCAUCCUCUGGUGGGGGUGAGGGGGCAACAGAAAACGGAUGCCCUGCAUGCACCUCCCACCCACAGGCAACCGGGGGGACUCCUCUGCCUGAAGGGUCUGAGCCGAGGGUGUCACCGGCGGGACAGGGGAGCACCCACCACCUGGGCUGUGGAGGGGACAUGGUCCAGUGCCUGUCCAGAGCUUCCAAGGAAAGAAGGAGAGAGAGGAAGGAAGAAAGAAAAGAAAGAAAGAAAGAAAGAAAGAAA